GGGGAACUUUUUCACCGUUCACAGAAAAUGGGUCAGGCUCGUGUACGAGGCCACGAAAUGUUUACAGUGUUUGAUUGGGAAAUUUGGUUGCAAAUACAUGUACUCCAUACAGUGUUAAGUGAUUAUGGAACUUGGCCUAGCAUUUGAUGAUGAAGAUUUAGAGAACUCCAAUAAAUCAAAGACAUACCAACCAGUUUCCUACAAUGCUAAAUAUUGUCCACCCAAGUGGUUUGAUGAUGCAGAUACCAGUGACAAAGACACUGCUGCUCAGAUUUUCAAAUACAGGGGCGAUCACUCAUACGUGAAAAAAGAAUAUGCUAUAGCAAUUGAACAAUAUGAGGAAUCUCUUGGUAAACUACCUGCAAACAACAAGGGUAUGAAGAGAGAGGUGAUGGAGUGUCAGACCAGGAGUUAUGUGGCCCUGCAACAGUAUAACAAGGCCCUGGAACUGGCUUACCAACUUAAAGACAAUGCUUCCAGUCCUGACCAGCAUUUCCAGUCAUUGUUCCUUCUGGCAUAUGUACAAGAGGCUUCCCAGGACUGGACAGAUUUUGAAGAAUCUGUCAAACAGCUGCUAUGUUGUCACCCUCACAGUGGCAAUCUAUGGAGAAGGUUGGCCCAGUGCUACUGGUGUAGGUACAGGCAGUACAACCAGGGUUCACCAGAGUACUGUAGACUGCUCACCUGUCUGAUACGGUCAAGAUUGUUGUACUCCAGCGUACGCAGGUCUGUAGGAAUGUUUGUGGCUGAGAGACAUGAAGAGUAUCACAAACAGAUAGAACACCAGAUCUUGGAACUGAAUGUCAGUGAUGAGCUUCUACAAAAGGCCAAGAAGUUCCUGAGCCAUGAUAUGUCCAAAGUGGAACAAGCAGAAGGAGGAGAUAACUCUGUACAGAAACAAAUGGACGUUAAAGAUUUUGACAAGCGUUGGUUUUCCUGGGCUGAUGAUGUUUUGCCAACUUGAGGAUAAAGAUAGGCACACAUCCCAGCAGUGAUCGACACUCUAGGCCAGGAGCUGUUUGUAGAUGGACUACUCAUUUAGCUUGCAUCUCAAUAUUCCAACAUCAACUACAGUUCUACCUGGACAAAUUUAAUCAGGACCUCUUGCAGAAUCCUGUGACUCAUGAAGAGUUUCACACAUCCAAUACAGUCAGAACCAGUUUAUAAGUGACAGAAUUUUAUAUUGUGACAAUGUUCUGACAGAAACGAGAAGAAUGUGUCAGUGAAGUGGAGAAAAUGAAGAACAGUGUGACAGAAAUAACCAUAAAGUACCUUCCAAUAUAGAAAUGAUGGUUAUGGAAGUAGGCAAUGACAUACAACACAGAAGAAACUUACAGAGGCAUUCGUUGGGUCGUGUUCUACAGCUGUUUUAAAAUUUUGAUAGGCUUCAGAGAAGCUGUUUGUACACAUGGACUCCAGUCCCCUAAAACAUGAACAUGUUUGUUACAUAUAAACAAUAAUUUGUUGAAUAAAUCAAACAAUACUUUAUA
Messenger RNA from Pecten maximus, 1490 nucleotides. RefSeq lists its product as uncharacterized. Gene Ontology annotation, molecular function: protein binding. NCBI's taxonomy places the organism in Eukaryota, Metazoa, Mollusca, Bivalvia, Pectinida, Pectinidae. The record is from RefSeq and is a predicted model, not a curated record. The coding region runs from base 125 to 964 and encodes 279 amino acids. The transcript has 11 exons.